Messenger RNA from Fonsecaea multimorphosa CBS 102226, 1155 nucleotides. RefSeq lists its product as uncharacterized. The transcript is spliced from 7 exons. The coding region runs from base 1 to 1155 and encodes 384 amino acids. Lineage: Eukaryota; Fungi; Ascomycota; Eurotiomycetes; Chaetothyriales; Herpotrichiellaceae. The record is from RefSeq and is a predicted model, not a curated record.
AUGGCCAUCAACAACUGGGUCUGGGUCGGACCGCUGUCCUUCCUGGUCGCCGUGUCCAGCUUUCUCUACACAAACCCGUAUCCGGUGUUGAACCGGUACGGUGGACGCGACACAUCCGCAAAGAUCCAUACGACGUGGCUGCAUCAUGGGCCCUUGAACAACGACAAAUGCUGGACGAAUCCUCCAUGCGGCUACCCGGAGACCCGCGAGGUCUUCUACCCGCCACUGAACCGCCACGACACCAUGAGCGACGAGAGCUACCACGAAUACUUUCUGAAAUACGAUAUCAAGAAAGACAAGGCCACCAAGCUGAAAAUCGAGGGCAUCGACUCGUCGCACGAUCUCGUCUUGCACGGUAUUGACAUUUUCAAGCCGAAAGACGACGACUCAAAGAUCUACCUCUUCGCCGUCAACCACGACCGCAAAGGUGAGAGCAUCGUGCUGUUCUCCCACACUCUGGGAACGGACGUGUUGACGUACGUUCGCGAAUUCCAACAUCCGGCUAUCAAGACGCCCAAUGCUGUAGCCGCGACGAGUUUGAACUCCUUCUUCAUCACCAACGACCACUACUUCUACGGCGGCGGCCCCCUGGCGACCAUCCUCCGCAGCCACGAAGACCACUGGGGACCCUGGAAAUGGGCCACGGACGUGGUCUACUGCGACGCUUCGGGUGCUCAGAUCGACUGCCGCACCGUGUCGCCGCCGAACGCGCACCCGAGCGCCAACGGCGCGCUGCUGGUCGACGACGGCAAGACGCUGAUGGUGAAUGAUGUCGUCGAGGCGACCACCACGAUCUACGACGUCGACCCGGAGACCAAGGCGUUGACGGUGCGCAAGAAAGUCCAACUCGGCGCCGGAGCGGACAACCUCUCACUGAUACCCGGGACAGAAGACAUUGCAGUGUGCAUCUUCCCGGACGUCCCCGCCCUCCGCCACCGCCUCUCCGGCGAACACCUCCUGGACUACAGCCGCAAGGGCGAAGCCGCGAUCCUGCGCCUGGUCAAGGCCCGCGACUACGAGCCCGAACUGCUGUACUGGGACGACGGCUCGCUGAUCACGGUCCUCACAGGCGCGGCCGUGGAUCCCGUGCACGGCAAGAUCAUCGCGGGAGGGGUGGUGGAGAGGUACUUUAUUGUUUGUGACGUGGAUGUUUAG